CAUUAACAAAACAUUUGUUGUAUCAACAACAUCGUGUCCGAGUCGAAUUGUAUAUAUUUUGUAAAUUAUUUAUAUUUUUAUAAGCGUACUCGCAUGACCGGCGCCUGCGGCAGGUAUAUCGCAGGAAAUGAACGCUCCAGAAGAACACAACAAGACGCCGUUGGAGGUAAUCCAUGAGUUCGUCAAGGGCGUGGACGAUGGCACCGUACGCCGCGAUCUGGCGGAGGACUGCAUCCUGAGCUACUACAGCCGCAAUGUGCGUGGCGCCAAGGCCAUCACCGGAUUUCUAAGGACCCAGUUGACAACGCGCUACAAGCACGAGAGAUUCGAGGAAGCGGCGCGUGUGGCAAAGGGCGACGAGCUACUGCUGCAGGCACGCUUUGGCAGAUCGUUUGACGCCGCUCGUCGUCGCAUCUACGAGGAGAAGGAGCGCGUCGGCGCCACCACGCUGCAUCUGCAUGCGGAGAGCGAUGACGAGGUGGUGCACGAGGAGUUUUCCACAUCCCUGAUCACGCCCCCGCGCCCCUCGAGCUACAAUUUGAACGCACUGAAGUAUGUGGAGAGCUGUGGCCUGUUGAACAGGCGCGAUGAACAUGUCUACGGCGGCCUGGACUUGGGCGAAUCAUGCGCCGUCCACCUCACUCUGGGCUAUCGACGCACCCAGCUGCCCGGCGGCCAAGUGAGCGGCUUCGAGAUCUGCCUGGCUGUAUACGAUCGGGGUCUGACAACGCUCAACCGAUCCACUCUAACUGCGCCGCCAUUCGGCAUUUCGUUUCCACGACGGGCCAAUGCCCGCUGCAAUCCAUCUACCGAUGAUGAGGCCGAUGCCGAGGAGGAUUCACCGCCGCCCACAUCGAGGCGCGGCGUUCGUCGGACAUUAUUUACCGAGGAGAACACUCAGGAGGAGGUGGAUCGCGAUCCCGAUCCCAUUCCCGAGGUGGAGCAGGAGCAACCAGCACCGCAGCAGGCUGAGGAGGCGGCUCGCGAGGCAGUCAACAUCCCCGUGGACUUACCCACGCCCCUGGAGACGACAAAUUGCAGCAGCUAUACACCAAGGAAACGCCUACAGACAACCAAUGGCAACGAAGUGCCGCCCAAACGCACACCGGGACGACAGCGGAUGCGUUUCUAGACCGGACGGAACUUUAGUAGUAACUAUAGUAGCGAUAGCUGCUUUUCCAAAUCUACGUAGCACAAUUCUUUUUUGGACUUUCGAGGAUGCCCCACAAAUUUCCGUAAUUAUUUGAAGAAGACUGAUUGCACCCGUUUUGGUCCCGCUUUCAGGGACCCCGCGUCGCGCUAGGCUAAACUACAAUAUGUAUUGUAUUACAUAAUCCCUUGUAUUUAUUUAUGUAUUAAAGUUCAAUGUUAAUUAAA
Drosophila teissieri is the source of this 1377-nucleotide messenger RNA. RefSeq names its product cell cycle negative regulator roughex. Bases 128 to 1132 code for a protein of 334 amino acids. The transcript is spliced from 2 exons. The record is from RefSeq and is a predicted model, not a curated record. NCBI's taxonomy places the organism in Eukaryota, Metazoa, Arthropoda, Insecta, Diptera, Drosophilidae.